Dalotia coriaria is the source of this 716-nucleotide messenger RNA. It is a transcript of the gene Arl2, whose product is annotated as ADP ribosylation factor-like 2. Bases 124 to 678 code for a protein of 184 amino acids. The record is from RefSeq and is a predicted model, not a curated record. Gene Ontology annotation, molecular function: GTP binding; GTPase activity. The transcript is spliced from 5 exons. NCBI's taxonomy places the organism in Eukaryota, Metazoa, Arthropoda, Insecta, Coleoptera, Staphylinidae. Gene Ontology annotation, biological process: protein folding. Gene Ontology annotation, cellular component: microtubule cytoskeleton; cytoplasm.
UCAGGCAACCAACAUUACACCUAGUUGUUUUCACCCAUCGUAAUUUAUAAAAGUGAUCUUCAACAAGUAUUUGCGGAAUAAAGAAAUUAUUUAAAUAAUUAGUAGUUAUUUAAAGACAACACAAUGGGUUUCUUAUCAGUGCUACGCAAAAUGAAGCAAAAAGAGAAAGAGAUGCGUAUUUUAAUGCUAGGCCUUGACAAUGCUGGCAAGACAACAAUAUUGAAACGAUUUAACGGUGAAGAUAUAAAUACCAUCAGCCCAACUUUAGGUUUCAAUAUAAAAACACUAGAACAUAGAGGGUUUAAAUUAAAUUUGUGGGAUGUUGGAGGGCAGAAAUCAUUGAGAUCUUAUUGGAGGAAUUAUUUUGAAUGUACUGAUGGCCUUAUUUGGGUUGUAGACAGUGCUGAUCGAAGAAGAUUAGAAGAUUGUAAGCAAGAACUACAUAUAUUACUGCAAGAAGAGAGAUUGGCUGGAGCUACUCUGUUAGUUUUGGCUAAUAAACAAGAUUUACCUGGUGCAUGUACAGCUGAUGAGCUGAAAGAUAUCUUGGAACUCGAUGAUAUCAAAACUCAUCAUUGGCAAAUUUUAAAAUGCAGCGCUGUGACAGGAGAAAACUUACUGAAUGGCAUUGACUGGAUCAUAAGUGAUAUUGCAGUUAGAAUCUUCACUCUUGAUUAAAUUUAUUAGUUUAUUAUAUUUGGACAUUUUGAUAUUAA